This is a messenger RNA of Cornus florida, 2201 nucleotides long. RefSeq lists its product as uncharacterized. The coding region runs from base 261 to 1868 and encodes 535 amino acids. The transcript has 3 exons. The record is from RefSeq and is a predicted model, not a curated record. NCBI's taxonomy places the organism in Eukaryota, Viridiplantae, Streptophyta, Magnoliopsida, Cornales, Cornaceae.
ACUUUCCGACUCCAACACGAUCAUCAUAUAAAAAACGUUUAUCUCUGCGUGCACAACAGUAAUUAUAUAUAUAUAUAUAUAUAUAUAGACGAAGCUUCCUUUCCUUCUUGCGGACAAGCUAAGAAACUCCCUCUUUUUCGUGACUAGUCUUUCUCUGCAAACUAUCCUCUCUUCCAUCUCUAUCCUCCCUGCAAACCCUAGUUUUCUCUCUCUGUGUUCUUCGAUCGCUCAAAAAGAACUAGCAUUUUCGAUCUCUUACUAUGGCUUCUGGAUCGUCGGGACGUAAUGCUUUUGGCUCCGAUGACAUUUUUUGCUCGUAUGAAGAUUACGGAAAUCAAGAGACUUCUAAUGGCAGCCACUCGGAUCCUGUGAUUGGGGUUAAUUCGUCCAAGGAAUUCCAUAAAAGUAGAAUGGCAAGAUCAUCACCAAUUCCUGUUUCAACCUACAGUCCCCCUGAAGAACCUCUUAACCAAGAUGUGAUCUCUACUGUUGAAAUGACCAUGAAGAAAUAUGCUGACAAUCUCAUGCGUUUUCUUGAGGGAAUCAGCUCACGUCUGUCACAGUUGGAAUUAUACUGCUACAAUCUCGAUAAAUCCAUAGGAGAAAUGCGGUCUGAUUUAGUUCAUGACCAUGGAGAGGCAGAUUCAAAGCUUAAAUCUCUGGAGAAGCAUGUCCAAGAGGUCCACAGGUCAGUACAGAUCCUACGAGACAAGCAGGAGCUGGCUGAAACCCAGAAAGAACUAGCCAAGCUUCAGCUUGCACAGAAAGGAUCCUCUUCUGCAACGCUUUCCCAACAGAAUGAGGAGAGAGCCGCACCACCGGUUUCUGAUUCCAAAAAGACUGACAAUGCGUCAGAUGUGCAUAGCCAGCAAUUAGCUCUUGCUCUACCUCAUCAAGUAGCCCCACAGCCUACACUUCCCGCCAGAACUGUUGAGCAGCCGCAGCCGUUAGCACCCCUGCCGCCUACCCAACCACAGAAUGCAGUUCAAUCACAAACCUACUAUUUACCUCCAACUCAUGUUUUAAAUCCCCCCGCCCCAAGUCAACCAUCUCAGGGUCAAUAUCUGCCAUCCGAUGCUCAAUAUCGAACCCAGCAAAUGCAAGACAUCUCUAGGAUGACAUCACAGCCAACACAAACUCAAGUAAAUCAGACACCACAAAUCCACACAUUACCUCAGUAUCAGCAGCAGUGGCCUCAGCAGCAGUUACCCCAGCAGGUGCAACCACCGCAAUCCCAGACUAGACCCCCGCCAGCUGUGGUAUACUCUUCAUACUUGCCAAGUCAAAAUGCCAACCCCUCGCCUCCAGAGAUGCUUCCAAGUAGCAUGCCAAUGCAAGUGCAAUUUUCAGGAAUUCCUCAACCGGGUGUGAGCCAUUCAGAAGCAAUCCCUUACGGAUAUGGAGGGGCUGGCAGAACAGCUCAACUACAUGGUUCAAUUCCUUCGCCUCAGCAGCUCAAGCCCACUUUUGCAAUGCAGCCAGGUGAUGGGUACACAGUGGCUGGACCCCAUCCUUCACUCUCCCCUGGGAAUACAUAUACUAUGUAUGAAGGUGAUGGGGGAAGAAGGCAACAUCCACCCCAACAGUCUCAUUUCUCACAAGGGGGCUAUCCUCCAACAAGUGUUCCUCUUCAGAAUCCACAGCCAAAUGCUAGUGGCAAUCUUCAGGUUCGCCCACCACAAUUCGUGCGGAACCAUCCUUACAAUGACUUGAUUGAGAAAUUGGUGAGCAUGGGUUACAGGGGCGAUAUUAUUGUUAGUGUGAUUCAAAGGCUGGAAGAGACUGGUCAACCUGUUGAUUUCAAUGCUGUGCUUGACAGGCUGAGUGGGCAUUCCUCUGGCGGUUCUCAGAGAGGAUGGUCCGGGUAAGCAAAUCAUUCCACGUCCUUAAUCAUCAAUUUGCCACAACAACUAUUGCGUGUUUCUGGUCUAAUCUUCUAUCAAAUAAAUGGCUGAUGUAAUAUGCACGAAUCUUUUGGCACUCAUAUCUCUGUACAUCCGUGACCUUAAGCCAAUACUUUUUUACUGGCGGUCAUAUAUGAUAUCUGGCCAUAGAGAGGCUACCUAAGCAGUUUUUUGUGAAAACUUUGAAAUUGUUGGCAGUAUUGUUAGACCAUCAAUUUCGUUCAAUGUUCCCCUCAUAUUGCUUGUAUUAAAACCUGAAUUAUUGGAUAUGUGGACAAUAAUUCUUUUUUAUCUGAA